AUGGUGGAGAGACUAAGUAUCCUCCAAGAUACGUACAAUUGUUUGGAUGAUUUGCUUCUGUUGCCACAUACACUAGCAACCUUGGCCAAACGACACCAUGAGAAAUGGGUUGAGAAGGUAUUGGAAGGAUACCUGAGCCUGUUGGAUGUGUGUGCCACUGCUAAAGACGUCUCUUCGCUGGCGAAGCAAGAUGUUCAAGACCUUCUCUCAAUCAUUCGCAGGAGAAGCGAUCCAAAUGAGUUGGGCUUGGAAGGAUACUUAACCUCCAGAAAGAAGGUAAGGAAGCUUGUCCAAAAAUCACUAAAGGAUUUGAAGAAUGUUAGGAGCAAGCACUCCAUCCUAGCGUCAAACGAAGACAAUGAUACCUUGGCUAUUUGCCCCAUGUUAAAGGAUGUUGAGUCGGCUACUUUUGUAGUGAUGGGGUCUUUGUUGUCCUAUGUUGCUGGGGUAAAGGCGCAAUCGAGAUUUUCUUUAGUGUCCAAACUGUUGCAUGACAAAAGGGUAAAAGCUCAAGAUGAAGAAACAAGCAGAAAUGAGUUUGAGAAGGUUGACAUUGCAUUGUGCUUGCUUAGUAGUCACCAGACUAGCAGAUUUGGUGGUGCAAUGCCCCAUGACAAUCUGCAAAAUGAAAAAAUCUUGAAGAAGGACUAG
Molecule: messenger RNA, 651 nt
Organism: Diospyros lotus (date-plum)
Lineage: Eukaryota; Viridiplantae; Streptophyta; Magnoliopsida; Ericales; Ebenaceae
Exons: 1
Coding region: 1-651 (216 amino acids)
Biological process (GO): root development; shoot system development
Source: RefSeq, a predicted model, not a curated record